This is a messenger RNA of Pogona vitticeps (central bearded dragon), 4891 nucleotides long. RefSeq names its product ATPase plasma membrane Ca2+ transporting 2 (gene ATP2B2). Gene Ontology annotation, biological process: calcium ion transmembrane transport; regulation of cytosolic calcium ion concentration. Gene Ontology annotation, molecular function: P-type calcium transporter activity; ATP hydrolysis activity; PDZ domain binding. The record is from RefSeq and is a predicted model, not a curated record. Lineage: Eukaryota; Metazoa; Chordata; Lepidosauria; Squamata; Agamidae. Gene Ontology annotation, cellular component: intracellular membrane-bounded organelle; plasma membrane; postsynaptic density membrane.
CAUUCUCUCCUUCGCCAGCCAAAGCCUUCCCUCCCGUGCCGCCGCCGCCGCCGCCGCUGCCGCUGUUUGCCUUCCUCCGCCUCCUCCACUUCCUCCGGCUGCCUGCAACGGCAAGCCAUAAACAUUCCCUGGGCUUGCUCUCUCUCUCUCUCCUUCAGCAAGAUGCUCGGUGGGAAAUAUCCGCUCCUUCCCCCCCACCUGCUCGCUCCGGAUGGUACAGUCUGCAGAGGGACUCUUGUAAUGUAGCUCAGUUUAUCAAUCCUUUAACAGAUGCCGAACAGUGAUUACUCCGCUGUGUAAUUGAAAUAAUUUUGGAUUUGGGAUGAUAUCUUAGCCAAGUGUGAAGGAGAAGAUGACCAUGUAGAUGACAACUGCGUGGAUGCAGCAUAAUGGAAAACAGUGAAUGGGGUGGAACUGGCCUGCAACCUUAAAAACCGACCACCUGGUUAAAAGCACACCAGCUAUUUAUUUGUUGCUUUCUCAACGGUUAUUCUCAGAAGCAUAAAGUGGAUUCAUUCUACCGCUUAGGCUGGAACGUGAAUCUCCACACUUGCAAAUUUUAAAGUUGUAUAUAGCACACAGAGUGGAGCAAUAUUAUCAGCAACAAUGGGUGACAUGACAAAUAGUGAUUUUUAUUCAAAGAACCAAAGAAAUGAGGCCAACCAUGCAGGAGAAUUUGGGUGCACACUUGAGGAGCUGCGCUCCCUCAUGGAACUUCGAGGAAUGGAAGCAGUUGUUAAAAUUAAAGAGACAUAUGGGGAUACCGAGGGCCUGUGCAGACACUUGAAGACGUCGCCAACAGAAGGAUUGCCUGGUACAGCUGCUGACUUAGAUAAAAGAAGACAAAUUUAUGGGAAAAACUUUAUACCUCCGAAGAAGCCAAAAACUUUCAUACAGUUAGUCUGGGAAGCAUUACAGGAUGUGACUCUUAUCAUCUUGGAAAUCGCAGCCAUCAUAUCUCUUGGGCUCUCAUUUUAUCAUCCACCAGGAGAGGGAAAUGAAGCCUGUGCUACAUCAAAAGGGGGAGCGGAAGAUGAAGGUGAAGCAGAAGCUGGCUGGAUCGAAGGUGCUGCCAUUCUGCUCUCUGUCAUUUGUGUGGUACUGGUCACUGCCUUUAAUGACUGGAGCAAAGAGAAGCAGUUCCGUGGACUUCAGAGCCGUAUUGAGCAAGAACAGAAAUUUACUGUAGUUCGAGGUGGACAAGUAAUUCAGAUCCCAGUAGCAGAGAUAGUAGUUGGUGAUAUUGCACAAAUCAAGUAUGGUGACCUCCUGCCUUCUGAUGGGGUGUAUAUUCAAGGAAAUGACCUAAAAAUUGAUGAAAGUUCUUUAACUGGAGAGUCAGAUCAAGUCCGUAAAUCCAUUGACAAAGAUCCAAUGCUGCUUUCGGGUACUCAUGUCAUGGAGGGCUCUGGAAGAAUGGUUGUUACUGCUGUGGGCGUUAAUUCCCAAACAGGGAUCAUCUUUACUCUGCUAGGCGCUGGUGAAGAAGAGGAAAAGAAAGAUAAGAAGGGUGUGAAACAGAAGGAUGGACCUCAGCUUCCAGUAGAUUCUUCCCAUACCUCCUUCCAUCCUCCUUCAACUACAGAUGGGGCAGCAGGUGCAAAUGCCACUGAUAAUGCAAAUGCCAGCUUAGUCAAUGGUAAAAUGCAGGAUGGAAAUAUGGAAAACAACCAGAAUAAAGCCAAACAACAGGAUGGUGCUGCAGCAAUGGAGAUGCAGCCACUGAAGAGUGCAGAAGGUGGAGAAGGAGACGAUAAAGACAAGAGGAAGGCUAACAUGCAUAAGAAAGAAAAAUCUGUUCUCCAGGGGAAACUGACUAAGUUGGCUGUACAAAUAGGCAAAGCAGGUCUGGUGAUGUCUGCCAUCACUGUCAUCAUUUUAGUAUUGUACUUCACUAUUGAAAACUUUGUAGUUGAGAAGAAGCCAUGGCUCACCGAAUGCACUCCAGUCUAUGUUCAAUAUUUUGUCAAGUUCUUCAUAAUCGGUGUUACUGUGCUUGUAGUCGCUGUCCCAGAAGGACUUCCCUUGGCUGUUACCAUUUCCCUUGCUUAUUCUGUAAAAAAAAUGAUGAAGGAUAACAAUCUGGUUCGACAUUUAGAUGCGUGUGAGACUAUGGGUAAUGCUACAGCCAUCUGCUCUGAUAAAACAGGGACAUUAACAACCAACCGGAUGACAGUAGUACAAGCCUAUAUUGGAGACGUCCAUUACAAAGAGAUCCCUGACCCAGAUUCUAUUCCAGCCAAAACUCUGGAUUUGCUGGUUAAUGCAAUUGCCAUCAACAGUGCUUAUACUACAAAAGUUCUGCCACCAGAAAAGGAAGGUGGUCUACCUCGUCAAGUUGGCAACAAGACGGAGUGUGGAUUAUUGGGAUUUGUGUUGGACCUAAAGCAAGAUUAUCAGAUCAUCCGGAAUCAUAUGCCAGAAGAAAAGCUUUACAAAGUGUACACAUUUAACUCUGUGAGAAAAUCCAUGAGCACAGUCAUUAAACUGCCCGAUGAGAGCUUCCGAAUGUACAGCAAAGGAGCUUCUGAAAUUGUCCUAAAGAAGUGUUCUAAGAUUCUUAACGCAGCUGGUGAGUCCCGCGUAUUCAGACCUCGCGACCGGGAUGAGAUGGUAAAGAAAGUGAUUGAACCCAUGGCCUGUGAUGGACUGAGAACCAUUUGUGUUGCUUUCCGAGACUUCCCCAGCAGCCCAGAACCUGACUGGGAAAAUGAAAAUGACAUUUUAUCAGAUUUGACCUGCAUUUGUGUGGUUGGCAUAGAAGAUCCUGUAAGACAAGAGGUCCCAGAAGCCAUAAGAAAGUGCCAGCGAGCUGGAAUUACGGUCCGCAUGGUCACUGGGGACAACAUCAAUACAGCUCGUGCCAUUGCCAUCAAGUGUGGGAUCAUUCAUCCUGGGGAAGAUUUCCUCUGCAUUGAAGGAAAAGAGUUUAACAGAAGGAUCCGAAACGAGAAGGGAGAAAUUGAGCAGGAGCGCAUUGACAAGAUCUGGCCAAAACUCCGUGUCCUUGCUCGCUCAUCUCCUACUGAUAAACACACUUUAGUAAAAGGUAUAAUUGACAGCACCCAAGUGGAGCAGAGGCAGGUGGUAGCAGUGACUGGCGAUGGGACUAAUGAUGGACCAGCACUUAAGAAAGCUGAUGUUGGAUUUGCAAUGGGCAUUGCAGGCACUGAUGUGGCAAAGGAAGCCUCAGAUAUCAUCUUGACAGAUGACAACUUCAGUAGUAUUGUAAAAGCAGUAAUGUGGGGCCGUAACGUCUAUGACAGUAUUUCCAAAUUCCUGCAGUUCCAGCUCACAGUAAAUGUAGUGGCUGUGAUUGUUGCUUUCACAGGAGCUUGCAUUACCCAGGACUCUCCUUUAAAAGCUGUACAGAUGCUAUGGGUCAAUUUGAUUAUGGACACUUUUGCCUCACUUGCUUUGGCGACGGAACCACCCACAGAGUCCCUCCUGCUAAGGAAACCAUAUGGCAGAAACAAGCCUCUUAUCUCACGUACUAUGAUGAAGAACAUUCUGGGCCAUGCAGUGUACCAGCUCACGCUCAUUUUCACCCUGCUUUUUGUUGGUGAAAAGAUGUUCAAGAUUGACAGUGGCAGGAAUGCACCGCUCCACUCUCCACCUUCUGAGCACUAUACCAUCAUCUUCAAUACAUUUGUCAUGAUGCAGCUGUUCAAUGAAAUCAACGCACGCAAAAUUCAUGGUGAAAGGAAUGUUUUUGAUGGCAUCUUUAGAAACCCUAUAUUUUGCACUAUCGUACUGGGCACAUUUGCUGUUCAGAUAGUAAUUGUACAGUUUGGUGGAAAACCUUUUAGCUGUUCGCCUUUGGAACUUGACCAAUGGAUGUGGUGUGUAUUUAUUGGAUUGGGUGAACUUGUCUGGGGUCAGGUCAUUGCAACCAUCCCAACAAGUAGGUUAAAAUUUUUAAAGGAAGCAGGAGGGCUCACAUUAAAAGAGGAGGUACCUGAAGAGGAGAUGAAUGAAGACGUAGAAGAGAUUGACCAUGCGGAGAGAGAACUUCGGCGAGGACAAAUCCUCUGGUUCAGAGGGCUUAACAGAAUCCAAACCCAGAUCCGCGUCGUGAAGGCAUUCCGUAGCUCUCUCUAUGAAGGUUUAGAAAAACCAGAAUCUAGAACCUCCAUUCACAACUUUAUGACUCAUCCUGAAUUUAGGAUAGAAGAUUCCCAGCCCCAUAUUCCUCUCAUUGAUGAUGCAGAACUAGAAGAAGACCCUGCACUCAAGCAAAACCCAAGUCCACCCUCCUCACUGAACAAGAACAAUAGUGCUAUUGACAGUGGAAUAAACCUUACGACUGACACAAGUAAAUCAGCUACCUCUUCUAGUCCAGGAAGCCCUAUCCAUAGCCUGGAAACAUCACUUUAGCUGAAAAAGUCACUGCAAAAAUGUUAAUAUAAAUAAUAAUAAUAAUGAUGAUAAUAAUAAUAUAUAUGUAUAUACAUAGACAGAGAUGUAUAAAAAAAAGCUGACUGAGAAGCUGUUUGAACUCCUGUUCCUGUUGAAGGGGGUGGGGGGAAGAAUGAAUCAGUGAUCUCAGUGGUUUUGGGGAAAGAAUGAAGGGGUGAUUUUCAUAUUGCUCUUUUACUCCCCAGCAGAAACAAACAAAAACAAUACAAAUGCUCUCCUGCAUGAAUGUACUAUCCACUCCCGAUCCUCCUUUCUUUUUAUUCCUUAAGCAGGAAAUGCCGAGGACUUGUUUGAGGCUAUUUAUCCAAUGUAAUGGUGUAUGAGGUUUUUUUUUAAAAUGCUUGUGUGGCAUGGACUCUGUUGUAUAGAUUAAUUUAAAUAACCUUUUUUGAAAUUGCAAAGCUUAAAUUGCACAGUAGAUUUGCACCAGUUGGACAGAGGAACCUAAAUAAACAUUUAUGAGACUAUAUAU